Cherax quadricarinatus is the source of this 1118-nucleotide messenger RNA. It is a transcript of the gene Lamtor1, whose product is annotated as Late endosomal/lysosomal adaptor, MAPK and MTOR activator 1. Gene Ontology annotation, molecular function: guanyl-nucleotide exchange factor activity; molecular adaptor activity. NCBI's taxonomy places the organism in Eukaryota, Metazoa, Arthropoda, Malacostraca, Decapoda, Parastacidae. Gene Ontology annotation, biological process: cellular response to amino acid stimulus; cholesterol homeostasis; positive regulation of TOR signaling. Gene Ontology annotation, cellular component: lysosome; membrane raft; late endosome membrane. The record is from RefSeq and is a predicted model, not a curated record.
GCUGAGAACAGUGCUGGGCUGUGAUUGGCUGAACGUGUCUCAGCUGGGUUGUCGUUGUUGUCCAACUCGUCAGUCAUAUGACUCAAAGCUGCUCAAACUCUCCUUAAUUUGUCUUCUCGAUGGGAUGUUGCUGCAGUACCGAGCAGGAGAGUCUUUCUCAGGAUGGUGAGGUCAGUGAGAGAACUCGUCUAAUUGACCCGGUCAGCAAUGUUUAUCAGACCAAUGCAAGCUCCAGUGAAUAUGGCAACCACUAUUCAAGUUCUGCCACAAAAAAGUCAGAUGAGCAAACAGCUCUUAAUCGAAUUCUGCAGCAGACAGCCAGCAAUAUUAUUGAUGUGGGAGCUUUGGAGUGCCACACCUUGGAGCAGCAUGAGUAUAUAGAGAGAGUGAGAACGUACAAUCAGCGGUUAAAUAUGGUCCCACCACAAAAGAUUCCCAACAGAGUCCACCCUGAAGCUCAGCUCUUGUGUGAUGUGCCAGCAGUAGAGAGAAUCUUAUCUGCCCAGCCAAUAUUAUUGGCAGAUUUCAACUUGAUGAUUUCUUCAACCCAGAAGGUGGUAGCAGCAUUGUCACACAUAAAAGUGGAUCAUAAGGAAGAUUUAGUUGUUCCAUUUGGGAUCCCCUGACAGUCUUACUACCAACCUUCCUAUGCAGAUCAGCUUGCAUCUGCUGUCAUCCUCUUCCGACGACUCUUCUCUAUAUUUACAUCAGCCAGUCAAGCACCUUCAAGCUACACUUCAAUUAGAGAGUGAGGAACUUGUGUGUGUGUACAAGCAUGUGUGGGUAUAUGUUUGAGCAUGCAUGUGCGCACACGUGCUUGUGCUAGCAUGCGCAUGCACAUUUGUAUGUGGCUCUCAUGGUGUUUGUGUGGGUGUGAAUACUUGAAUAGAAUGAUACAGUUAUUAGUAUUUAUCAUUUAAGAAUAUAUAUUUUUUACAAGUUGUAGUAAAUUUAAGGAAAUAACACCAGUGUCUCUGAAUUGAGCAACUAAAGGUGGUAAGUGAUGGAGAUUGAAGCUUGCUUGAAAAGACCCUCAUGUCUUGUAAGCACCCAUAUGCAAGUAAGAACUAUUACUGCAAUAUAAUAUUUGAUAUGUCUAAUAAAUGAAAUUUCUUGUC